GAGAGUACAGAGGACAGUCUGAACUACACCCAGGAGAGCAGUGCUAUAGAGAGGCGGAAGUUAAAGGCAACAGUAAGUUACACUGUGGUGCUGCUGAGCUGCCUUGAUACACAGCAGACCUAAUAUAGCUGAAACCUGGCUCUGUGAAACCUUGGCUCUGAGCUUCAAAGUGGCUCUGGAUUAUAAGUGGCCGAGUUAAGAACUGGAGUUUUGAAUCUGGAGGGGAAACUGCAAACCCCACUAACAGAACGUUUGUGGACCUAACCUAUCCUCAAUAAAUAUGAGCAACUACAAUGUUACUUUGGUUGGCCCAGCACCUUGGGGCUUCAGAUUACAAGGCGGCAAAGAUUUCAACAUGCCUUUGACUAUUUCCAGGUUGAAUGAUGGGGGGAAAGCAGCGCAAGCCAACAUAGGUAUUGGUGACUUGGUCCUUACCAUUGACGGUAUUAGCACUGAUGGAAUGACGCAUUUGGAAGCUCAGAACAAGAUCAAGGCAUGCUCUGGUUCCCUAAGAUUAACACUACAAAAAGCUACACCAAAACCUAGCCCAAACCCAGCCCAAACUACCUAUGAAGCACCUAAAGAAGUAAUUAAGCCUGUGCCCAUUGCAUCUCCCACGCCUGCUGCACCAAAGAUCACAUCAACCAAUGUGGCCUACAAUAAAGCACCUAGACCCUUUGGAGCAGUGUCUUCUUCCAAAACGGCUUCAAUCCCUUCUGCAUCUUCUGCCUUUACCCCAGCCUCUGCAUCUCGUUUGUCCCAAGCUUCCCCACAGCCAACAGCUUUGUCCCUAUUGGCUGCUGUUAGCCCGCCUCCACCCAGUGCACCUGGACUGCAUACUAAUUACAAACCCACCACUGAUGUGCAACCACCAGCUUUGAGUGCUACUAAACCUGCAGUUAAUAUCCCACGGCAGCCUGCCAGCUACAGUUCAACAAACAACCAGUUUGCAAAUGCCCAAGAUGGGGUUGAUGCUCAGAGAAGAGGACAAAAUGGAAACCAAAAUGGUCCUCCACGAAAACACAUUAUGGACACCUACUCAGAUUUCCAGCACACUCCUUCAUAUAGCGAGAAUAGCAAGCAGCGGUUGAUAGAUGACACUGAAGACUGGCAUCCACGCACAGGAACCACCCAGUCACGUUCUUUCCGCAUCCUCGCUCAGAUGACUGGCACUGAAAAUAUGAACGAACCAGAAGAACCAGAAAAUGCUAACAAACCAAACAGUGAUUCACAGGAACCAGUGCAGAUGACUGCAUAUACAGCAGCCUCAGCAAAAAGUAUGCCGGCCUCCUACAAAUCUCCCCAGGCUUACAAACCUAGUGGAACUACUGGCGUUUCCAAACCGGCAACCGUUCAGCCUGCCGCCCAGCCAGUUCCCUCUUUUGGAAAAAUUUCUAACAAUUCGGCUACUACUGUGAAGUCAGACGUUUCUAACAAGUCUGUGGGGCCACCACCUCCAGCAGACCAAGACACAUUAUUUCAGAGAGCAGAGCACAUUCCUGCAGGAAAACGCACUCCAAUGUGUGCCAUCUGCGAUCUUGUCAUCAGAGGCCCUUUCUUAUUGGCACUUGGGAAAUCCUGGCAUAAAGAAGAAUUUAACUGUGCCCACUGUAAGAUAAAUAUGGCUGAAAUGGGUUUUGUUCAAGAAAAAGGUUCCCUUUAUUGUGAGGUUUGCUAUGCAAAGUUCUUUGCACCAGAUUGUGCCCGUUGCCAGAGGAAGAUUCUUGGAGAAGUCAUCAAUGCAUUGAAGCAGGCCUGGCAUGUCUCCUGCUUUGUGUGCGUGGCCUGUAACAAACCAAUACGCAAUGGUGUAUUUCAUUUGGAGGAUGGUGAACCAUACUGUGAAACAGAUUAUUAUUCUAUGUUUGGUACAAUGUGUCAUGGAUGUGAAUUCCCCGUUGAAGCUGGAGACAGGUUCCUGGAAGCCCUUGGACACACCUGGCACAACACGUGCUUUGUAUGCACAGUGUGCUGUGAAAGUUUGGAAGGGAAAACCUUUUUUUCGAAGAAGGAUAAACCACUUUGCAAGAAACAUGCUCAUGUUGUGAACAUCUGAAGACAUCCAGAGCCAAAUUGCGUGCUUCUGCUUCCUAAGAAAUCUGCAAUACUAAAAUCUGUUGUUAAAAAUUAUGUUGGCAGACAGUUCGACCCUUUAUCUACUAAUGUCUAUAGGAAGUCUGAUAUAUAAAUCUUGGUAUUUGGUUUAGUUUAUGUAAAAUUCAGAUGCUGCUGUGCUGUUUGAAACUAUCUUGCACAACCUAAAGUGUAAAUCUAACUUAUUUAGGGUCACAUCUUUAUUCUAUGCAAAGUUCCUCUUAUAAAAUAGCUGUAGAUAAUGUCAGCAUAGCACGGCUUGUUCAUUGUUACAGCAUAAUAUAAAAUCGUAAAUAAUCUGCUUGUUGCACAUACUCAUUGGUUUAGCACACUUAGAACUCCAAUACAAAUAAUAAGACGGACACACUGAGAUGUACAUUUAUUAUUAUUAUCAUUUAUUUGUAUAGCACGGCCAAAUUCUGUAGCGCUGGAAGCAGUGGGGUACGACUAAACAAUAUGGGCUGUUAUAUAUGUGAAAUUAAAGUCUAUCUAAUCUCAUUAGUAUUUGACAGAAUGCUUUUAGACUAAAGUGUUGACAAUGAAUAGAUUUUAUUUAGGAAAAUACCAAUAUUGUAGUAUCCUACUCCACUGAGUGAAUUCGUUUUGUGUUAACAAAUAGAUGAAAUUGUGCCUUUUUCAUACUAUGGUUGCGCUUGUGUAUGGGUGUAGGAGAUAAGGACAUUAUUCAAAGUCACUACAAAUGUUUGUAUGUUAUAAUCCUGUUAUAUUAGUAUAGUGGAUUAUGAACAUUAAAUAUUCACACAACAAUGGGAUUUCUAGAACAAAACAUCCAAAGUGUGAACAGAAUAUACUAUUUCUCAAAAAAAAUUAAAAAAAUUAAAGGAACGGUAAAGUCAAAAUUAAACUUUCAUGAUUUAGAUAGAGCAUGCAAUCUUAAACAACUUUCCAAUUUACUUCUGUUAUCAAAUUUGCUUUUUGUAUCUUUUAUUGAAGCGUAGAACUAGGUAGGCUCAUAGGAGCUCAGGAGUGUGCACGUAUCUUAAGUACUCUACGGCAGCAGUUUUGCAACAUUAUUUGUAACUUUGUUAUACAAUGUUGCAAAACACUGCUGCCAUAGAGUACUAACGAAAGGUGCACACUCCUUAUGAACCUACCUAGUUUUACUCUUCAUUAAAAGAUACCAAGAGUACAAAGCAAAUUUGAUAACAGAAGACAAUUGGAAAGUUGUUUAAUAUAUAUAUGUUUAUGGUUGGCAUGAGGAUCGUUGUUUUUUUUUUCAGAUUGUGGACUCUGGUAGCCAUGUUGUUUCUGUUAUGUGGCAAUGCAGAAGGUAUUCGUGGGAAGUUUAGAAUUAUGUUGUUGUUCUUUCACAUUGUUUCAUAUUAAUGUAUGUGUUUUACAUGUUUAGCACAUAAAGCUGUAUUGUCCAGUUUUAUACAAACCCAGAAGAUGUGAUUUCUUUCAAAAUAAGGAAAGCAGACUUACAGGAGUUGAUUGGGAUUUGGUAUUUCUUUUAUAAAACAUCCUUAAUUUUUUUUAAAGGAACUAUAAAAUUAUAUAAUGAAGUGCUGUUCAGCAUUUGUAGGUUGUCAAUGAGGUUUUUUAAUUUAUGCAUAAAAAAAAGAGUUCCAUGCUUUUUGUGAUGCAAAAGUAAGCUUUAAGACAACUAUAUAGUUAUAGUUAAAGUGCUUUGAGUCCCACUAGGUGAAAGGCGCUAUAUAAAUACUAGUUAUUAUUAUUUACAAUCUUUACCCUGCUUGCGUACAUGGCUGUAACAUGACAAUGUAAUUAUGCCAUUAUCUUAACUUCUAUUUUAUGAUCAUUUAGCAUUUGUUUCAGUUUCCCAGGCAAUUAUGGGAGGGAUACAGAUAUCAGAUUCCUUCAUGCUUAUAUGUUAUCUGAGUGUGAGUGCAUAUGUAUGCAUAGAGGAACAGCAUUAAAUAUGUGCCUUUGAAAAGUUCUAUGACAACUUUUCUGUGCUUCUUUAGGGGGAGAUACCUUGAACAAAUGAAGAGUAUUAUUAUGCAGGCUGAUAAGAUUGUUUCUUUAUUGGUCACAUCUCCUUAGCAGUUAAUGUGCCACAAAACAUAUUGAGAUCUGUGCAUAUCCUAAAAGGGCUAGUUAAAAUAGUUUGCAUAAAAAAAUGGUUUAAAAAUUACUGGCAAUUUUUUUUUAAAAUAAUUUUCAAAAAUAAGCAAAAUGAAUUACAUAGCCAUGUUGUUUGGAGUAGUCUGAUCCACCCCCAUAUAUUUAGCUCCCGAAAGACAGGCGUUGUAUUUCACAGCUGCUUAUUUGCUUCUAGGCAUGCUUCAGCAAAUCAUGAGUGUUAAAGGGACACUAAACCCAUUUUUUUUCUUUCAUUAUUCAGAUAGAGCAUGCAAUUUUAAGCAACUUUCUAAUUUACUCCUAUUAUCAAUUUUCUUCAUUCUUUUGCUAUCUUUAUAAGCAGGAAUGUGAUGCAUAGGAGCCAGGCCAUUUUUAGUUGAGAACCUGGGUUAUGCUUGCUUAUUGGUGGGUAAAUGUAAGCCUCCAAUAAGCAAGCACUAUCCAUGGUGCUGAACCUAAAAUGGGCUGGCUGCUAAGAUUUUUUUUCCUGCUUUUAAAAUAAAGAUAUCAUUUUUUCUUCGUUCUCUUGCUAAUAGGAGGCGUAAAUUAGAUAGUUGAUUAAAAUGUCAUGCUCUAUCCGAAUCAUGAAAGAAAAAAAAUUGGGUUCAUUGUCCCUUUAAAGUCGACAUUCUACCAAAGCAAAGGUAGAUAUAGAUACAGCCAUAGAAGGAAAUGUGUGUGGGGAGUUAGAGCUGUACAAUUCGGAAACUUAAAAAGAAAGGUUCAAUGGCGAGACACUGCAGUAUAAUUUACAGGUAAAGUAAUUAAAGUACAUAUUCUAUUUUGUCUCCAUCCCAGCGUGUUUUAUGUCCUUUUAAAUAUGUUUAAAAGUUUCAAUUGCAUUAGACAAAUGUUCAAUAAUAUCAUUUGAAAUUAUACUGACAAAUGCUUGAUGAGUCUAGCGGGGCCAUCAAGGGCAGCAAGUAAGCUAGAAAUUCAUGAUUUCAAAUCUUAAAUCAUGCCUUACUUAUUUCAAUAAGAGACUAUUAAACCCUUCUUUCUGGUUUGUAAGUUUAUAAGUAAAUAUGAAUGGAUGCAGGAUCAAAAGCCUGAACCUGCUAUGAUGUAAAAUAAAUAAAUAAGGACAUUAACUUUCAUGUAAAUUGAUAAGCAUUGAUUGCUUUACUGAAAAUUUAAGACAAAUAUAGUAACUUUGUUACUGUUUUGUGUUUUUAAUCUUGAAUGUUCUAUUGUGACUUUGAAAAAGACAAAUUUUGUGUUAGAUACAGAAGCACAUCAUCAGCAUUUAUUUACAGAAACACCUACUGUGAUGCAUUAUUGAGUUGCACAAUGAUAUGAAAGGGGAAAUCUGUAAGUGGUGUGUAAUGAUUGGCUAGGAACGAAAAUGUGAUAGCGCAAUUUACACCAACACUACAAACUGAGUCUAGAUAAUUGUGACUUGGCUAGAUGUAUUACAUGUGCAUUAAAUCUAGUAUUUGAUCAUUUUUCAUGAUAAUCCUUAAAGGCACAUUAAAGUUAAUCUUAUUUUAGAUCCAGAAGAGGGUAUCUCUAUCUAUUUAUUUAUCUAUCUAUCUAUCAUCUAUCUAUCUAUCUAUCUAUCUAUCUAUUUAUCUUUCAUGAUUCUCUGCUGGGUAAAAUAACUUGUUUUUAUUCAAUUGGGCAUUUUCCCUGUCGGCUAUUAGGGCUGUGGGAGCUGUCCAUAUCAGCCAAUAAAGAGUUGGCCCCCAAGACCUAAUUGUGCUUAAAGGUGCAUUUCCUAUUCAUUUUAAUAUCAUUUAAAAUAACUUUAACUUGGCAUUGUGUUAUGCAAAAUAUAUUCAAUGGAAUAUUUAAUUGCUACUAUGCAUGAUAUCAAUAUUUUAAGUUUAACAUCUCUUUAAUAAACGGUUGUUAAUUCUGUAUUAAAUACAUGUACUUUACUUUUUAAUCUAUUCUUAUAUUUUGAUGCUGACCUUUAUUGUUAAAGUAUUAGAGAUCUUAUUUGAUGCUAAUUUAUAAGUCUGUAAAUUUUAAUGGUGAUUGGGAGAAAAAUAUGAUAGCCAACACGUUGGCCUUUAAGUCUUUAAUAUUUGUAAUGCUUUGUUAUGGAAUUCAAUAUAAACAGUUGUUUUAUUUUAAUACUACAGAAUAAUCUGUGUAACAUAUUUAGCAUACUUGAAGCUAUAAUGGAAAAUUUAUAAUUAUUAAUAUUUUUAGGCAGCAGCUUUGAAUAAUGGUCAUGUUAGUAAAAAUUUUAUAAGUUCUUAAAAUACGAUCCUCAUAAAUGUUAAUGGACAUACGUCAAGAAUUUAGACUUCUUAUCAUUGUUUUGGGGGUUUUUUGCACUGUUUUCAAGUUUCUGUUUAAAGGGACAGUCUACUAUAGAAUUGUUAUUGUUUUAAAAGAUAGAUAAUUCCUUUAUUACCCAUUCCCUAGUUUUGCAUAACCAACACAGUUAUAUUAAUAUACUUUUUACCUCUGUUAUUACCUUGUAUCUAGGAACCUUCUUCCAGCCUCCUGAUCACAUGACUGAGACUGUUUAUUAUCUAUUGUCUUAAAUUUAGCAUUGCAUUGUGCUAGAUCUUAAAUAACUUUCUGUGCCUGAACACAGUGUUAUCUAUAUAGCCCACGUGUACUUUCUGUCUUUUUGUGUUGAAAAGAGAUAUAAAAGCAUGAGAUAAGAGGCAGCCCUCAAAGGCUUAGAAAUUAGCAUAUGAGCCUACCUAUGUUUAGUUUAAACUAAGAAUAUCAAGAGAAAAAAGCAAAUUUGAUGAUUAAAGUAAAUUGGAAAGUGGAUUUAAAUGAAAAGUCCUAUCUGAAUAAUGAACGUUUAAUUUAUACUAGACUGUCCCUUUAAACAGCAAGUAAUCUUAUAAAUAUUUUUUUUUUUAACAUUUUAGAAUUCUUCUAUACAUAUAUAUUGUUUCAAUACUGAUUAAUUGCAUAUAAUUAUAACCCUUUUGGGCAGUAUAUUAAAGUAAUAUACUAAAUGUACAAAUUCACUAAGUAAUCCUAUUUAUUUUCCAUUAGUAGUUAGAAAAUGGAAGGAUAAUUUGUUUGGCUGAAUUGUUUACAAUGAAUGUUGCACCACCAAAUUAUUUGUUUUAAAAGUAACUGAAACAGUCAGGGCCAGUGCCAUUUUAUCUCUCUGAGUUGAUAGUGGAAGAAGAUAACAGCUUUCAACAUAGAAAAAGUUAUAUACCCAUCCAUAUUACUGUAGUUCUACUCUGGCCUCUGAGUUGUAUUUUCCUAUGGAAUAAAUCCAUUGGCUAUUGUUUGUAAAACAUUCUUGACUGCACAAGGUAAGGUAAAGAUUAGAGAACGUGUGCAAGAUGGACACACAAAGACAACACAAAACAUAAGUUAUGUUUGAUAGACUUGAGCAUUAGAGGCACAGAGGAUGAGAGAAAGAACUGUGAAUCAUUGCCUGCCUCCAUAUGCAAUUUGUUAUACACACAUAAAUUCUAAUUGUACCAAAUAUUGCUUUCAGAUGGUGCUUUUUACUUUCAUAUAUACUUUUGAAAAAGUUCCUUAUGAAAGCCAACAUUUCUGCAUACAAUGCACAUGUAGGUGUUAUAUCACAUUAUUUGUCUGUUAUAAAUGGCAGGUCAAAGCAGCUGGUGUAUAAAAACUGUAGACCUAGAAGUGUUUUCUUAGAUUCAGUCAAAUUAAACUUUUUUUUUUAAAGUCAUAUAACAAAAAUUACUGAGCACAUUGUUGCAAAAUUGUUAUUUUGUUGUCAACAUUUUCAGGGUUUUGCCAAUUCAUUACAGUCAAGUGUUUAGCUGAGCAACAGCAGGUAGUGGUGUUUAAUGAGCCUCUGUUCAUGAAGUGAUAAAUAUGGGCAGCGAACGGUGCCUGCAAGUUGUGAUCCCAGAUGGACCUGCAAAUGUUUGCUGUCUAGAGAAUGACAAAUCUGGUCUUUAAGUUGGAAAGGUACAUUCUAGUGUCAAAUAAGAUGGUCUCUUUUUUUAAAGCAUUGUUUACUUUUAGUUUAACCCUGUAAAUCAUAUUUUCUUUAUGGAUUGGAAUGUUUUUGGUGAGCUCUUAAGCAUUAAAGUAGCUGCAAUGCAAUGUAUCUCUCAAUACAAAGCCUCCAGUGUUGAAAACAAUGGUAUAAAGUACAGUGCAAGAAACUUCUAAGAGACUCGAAUAUACCUCUUUGUUGUUUUGGAUUUAUAUCCCUAUAUAUUCAUAUGGGUUGUUAUACUUCUUGAUACAAAAGUAUUGGUUGUAAUUCAUUUUCUGGAAUUCUGAAUAUCCAUUGCAUUAGUUUUGCCAUAUAUGACGGUAAUUAUGUAUUUGCUUUACACUCUAGACUUCUCAUAUAAUCUGCUUCACUAUAAAAAGUAGAUGUGUGCAAACUGCAUUGUAUUAUUUAAACAUCCUGAGUGAAGAUACUCUUAUGCGUAGGCAUAUAUAUUAAUACAGUUGUUACUAUUUGGUCACAAUACAAUCAAUACGUUAAGGAUAUGGUUUGGGGACAUUUAAUUUGUCAUAUGUACACUUCAUUUCCACAUUAAUCAGUUUGCAACUAUGAGGUGAUUCACAGCCAGCUUAAGACUGCAAAUUAGUUUCAGAUGUCCAUUUUAUUUACUAAAUCUUGCACUUCAGGGAAAAAUCUGCUAAAUUCAAUACUAAAUUUGGAUUCUGAUACAAUACAGAGCAGUAUGCUUCUUAUUUUCCUCUUCUAUGCAAAUCAUACACAAAUGAGUAUGUAUGUGUGAGCAUAUCUAUAUAUGUAUGUGUGUUUGUGUGUGUGAAAAUAUAUAUAUAUAUAUAUAUAUAUAUAUAUAUAUAUAUAUAUAUAUAUAUAUAUAUAUAUAUAAUUAGAUACUACAUGUAUUGUACACAUUGCAGUUUCAGAUUACAGAUGGAAGAUAACCAAACAUAUAAAUGUCUGAUAUAAACCUUUUUUUAAUCUGCAAACAAUAUGCUAAAAUCAUUGUCAGUCUGGAAUGUAUCUGAUCACUAUAACAGAAAUGUAUUUGCUUUUCAAUAGAAAGACAGCAGUAAUAAUAAUUACUAAUAAAAUGUAAGAAAGCUACAUCUGAACAAAUUCUGGAUGCUAUGUGUACCAAAGACCAGUCACUGUGUCAAUCCCCGUUUAGCAAUACUGUCUGUCAUUUUUUUUUCUCUGCCAUCACUAAAUGUUUGUGAAAUAAUACAUUAAAUGAAUCAACACAAUGUUUAUCCAUGUAAUAGGGAAUAAAAUGUAACAUUUAACAGUGCACAUAAAUAAAAGGCUUUUGUUUACCAAGAA
Bombina bombina (fire-bellied toad) is the source of this 9364-nucleotide messenger RNA. RefSeq names its product PDZ and LIM domain 5 (gene PDLIM5). Gene Ontology annotation, molecular function: muscle alpha-actinin binding; actin binding. The record is from RefSeq and is a predicted model, not a curated record. NCBI's taxonomy places the organism in Eukaryota, Metazoa, Chordata, Amphibia, Anura, Bombinatoridae. Gene Ontology annotation, cellular component: Z disc; adherens junction; filamentous actin. Gene Ontology annotation, biological process: muscle structure development; heart development; actin cytoskeleton organization. The transcript has 14 exons. The coding region runs from base 281 to 2056 and encodes 591 amino acids.